This is a messenger RNA of Aspergillus ochraceoroseus IBT 24754, 1709 nucleotides long. RefSeq names its product secretory pathway gdp dissociation inhibitor. The record is from RefSeq and is a predicted model, not a curated record. The coding region runs from base 99 to 1493 and encodes 464 amino acids. Gene Ontology annotation, molecular function: Rab GDP-dissociation inhibitor activity. NCBI's taxonomy places the organism in Eukaryota, Fungi, Ascomycota, Eurotiomycetes, Eurotiales, Aspergillaceae. Gene Ontology annotation, cellular component: cytoplasm. Gene Ontology annotation, biological process: protein transport; small GTPase-mediated signal transduction; vesicle-mediated transport. The transcript is spliced from 8 exons.
CCUGUUCUCUCUUUCUCCUGCACGCUUCUCUUACCUGCUGCUGCUACUGCGUAAUACUACUGCUGCUAGCUUAUUUGUGACAAUACAAUUAAUUCACCAUGGACGAUAUUGCCCCCGAAUAUGAUGUCGUGGUACUGGGCACUGGUUUGACGGAGUGUGUGCUGUCUGGCGUUCUCUCCGUCAAGGGAAACAAAGUACUUCACAUUGAUCGCAAUGAUCACUACGGAGGCGAAGCUGCUUCCGUGAACCUCGAGACUCUUUUCAAGAAAUAUGGCAACGUCCGCCCCGGAGAAGAGCCCUGGACAAAGUAUGGACGGGUUAACGACUGGAACGUGGACCUGGUCCCCAAGCUGUUGAUGGCUAACGGCGAGUUGACAAACAUUUUGGUUUCCACCGAUGUGACAAGAUAUCUGGAGUUCAAGCAAAUUGCCGGUAGCUACGUUCAGCAGGGCAAGGGACCUAAAGCGACGGUGGCAAAGGUGCCUUCGGAUGCUGGCGAAGCUCUACGCUCAUCCCUCAUGGGCAUGUUCGAGAAGCGGAGAGCUAAGAAAUUUCUCGAAUGGGUGGGUGAAUUCAAGGAGGAGGAUCCGUCCACUCACCAAGGUUUGGACAUCCACGCAUGCACCAUGAAGGAUGUCUAUGACAAGUUCUCCCUCGAGGAUAACACUCGUGACUUUGUUGGUCACUCAAUGGCCCUGUACCAGUCCGAUGAAUACAUCACCACCGCCGGGAUGGCCCCCGACGCUAUCAACCGCAUCCGUCUAUAUGUGAACUCGAUGGCGCGGUAUGGAAAAUCGCCUUACAUCUAUCCCCUCUAUGGCCUGGGCGAACUUCCUCAAGGAUUCGCCCGUCUCUCCGCUAUCUACGGAGGCACAUACAUGCUUAACACAAAUGUGGACGAGGUGCUUUACGACGAGAGCGGCAAGGUCUCUGGAAUCAAGGCCACCAUGGAUAAUGGCGACACUAUGAAGUUUGAAACUAAAACAAAGAAGAUCCUCGCAGACCCAUCCUACUUCCCUGACAAGGCCAGGGUUACGGGCUAUCUCCUGAAGGCUAUCUGUAUCCUGAAGCACCCUAUUGACAAGACUGAUGGCAGUGACUCCCUGCAGCUGAUCAUUCCCCAGUCCCAGGUUGGAAGGAAGAGCGACAUCUACAUCGCUAUGGUCUCGUCGGCGCAUAACGUCUGCCCCAAGGGGUACUACAUUGCUAUUGUCUCUACUAUUGCUGAGACCGACGUCAACCAUCACAUGGAGCUUGAGCCAGGAUUUGAGCGCUUGGGUCAGAUUGAGGAGAAGUUCUUCCCAGCUCCUAUUCCGCUCUACGAGCCUCUUGAGGACGGUACUAAGGACAACAUCUUUAUCUCUAAGAGCUAUGAUGCCACAUCUCACUUUGAGACCACAACCGAUGAUGUCCGCGAUAUCUACCGACGUGCGGCUGGCGAGGAGCUUGUAGUCGAGGGCCUCCGGGAAGGCCAGACACUUGCAGAAGAGUAGAGUGCUUUAAACGUCGCAUUUGAGGGUUUUAGUAAUGUAUUGUCGCUUUGGAUGCCGUGAAUUGAGCCAUAAUAUUGUUUGGACUUUUUUUUUUUUUUCGCCCCGUCAAUCGUACCGAGUUGGAAUCCGCACGCUCGUUUUAGCUUCUUGGACAUGCAUCAUUAUUACUAGUAGAAGCCGGUUAUCUGAUGCCGCCGGCCCCUUCCUACAAAAAGG